Molecule: messenger RNA, 669 nt
Organism: Prunus persica (peach)
Lineage: Eukaryota; Viridiplantae; Streptophyta; Magnoliopsida; Rosales; Rosaceae
Exons: 1
Coding region: 1-669 (222 amino acids)
Source: RefSeq, a predicted model, not a curated record
AUGUCUUCGGAUAAGUAUGAGGUUUCUUUGAUUCGUUUCAAUGGCAAGAACUACUCUGCUUGGGCGUUUCACUUCGGGAUUUUCGUCAAAGGUAAGGAGGCGUGGGGACAUGUUGAUGGAAGUAACCCAGCUCCUGACAAAAACAAAGACAAAGACCAGCACGCCAAGUGGGAAGUCAAGGAUGCUCAAGUUAUGACAUGGAUUUUAGGAUCUGUCGAACCUAAUAUCAUCUUGAACCUUCGAUCAUCUCAGAUUGCAGCUCAGAUGUGGACUUACCUGAAGAAGAUCUAUAGUCAACGAAACACUGCUCGUCUGUUCCAGCUUGAACAUGAAUUGGCCGCUCUCCAACAGGAUAGCCUUUCUAUCUCUGAUUUUUACUCUAGAUUCACUAAUCUUUGGGGUGAAUACACUGAUAUAGUUUAUGCUGACUUACCAUCCGAAGGUCUUAGUUCUGUUCAAUCUGUCCAUGAAACUACCCAGAGGGAUCAAUUUCUAAUGAAACUGAGACCUGAAUUUGAAGGCACCAGAUCCAAUCUUAUGAACCGAGAAUCUGUCCCCUCAUUGGAUACAUGCCUCAAUGAUCUCCUUCGCGAGGAACAGCGCCUUCUCACUCAAACCACCAUGGAACAACGGCGGUCUGCAUCUGUUCCUGUGGCCUAUGCAACAUAA